UAUCCCAAACGUGGAUGUCCACCAGGUCACAAUGCAUAUUCACCAAUAGUACCAUUUUUCCCAGUCAUUGAAAAUAUUGCCUAUUUCAUUGAUUCGCGAAGUCUUGGCUACGAUUAUGAUGAUUAUAAAGCAGGCAGUAUGAUAAUUGUUCCAG
Messenger RNA from Trichobilharzia szidati, 154 nucleotides. The record is from the annotation of a GenBank genome assembly. NCBI's taxonomy places the organism in Eukaryota, Metazoa, Platyhelminthes, Trematoda, Strigeidida, Schistosomatidae.